GUUUAAGUUUUGGCGGGAACUAACAAGCAGACAACUCGAGAGGAAUGUGUCAAUGUGGAAUUGUGGAUGUAGGUUGUUUACCGAUUAAAAAAUCUGUUCGGGAAGAUAUACAUGCUAAACUAAUAUUAAAUGUGAAAACUUAUUAAGUUUAAAAAGUCAAUGUCUAAAACAACUGGGAAAACGUGGUCCGAAGGGUAUCAUUUUGCUCCAAACAGCUCAAAAUACCUGGCAGGAGAUCCAGAUGUAAAAUUUGUCGUUUUUGAUACGUCGCCAGAUAACAGUGAAGACGAAGAACUAGUUCCUUGUUUGGAAAGAAAAUUGAACGAUGGUAUUGAUCAAGUGAAGUCUCAAGAACCAAUACUUACAAAGGAAAUUAAUUUGGUUUUGUCAAAAAGUGAUGACAAUGAAAUUGAUAGUCAGUGUUCCACAUCAAGCAAUGAUCUUCCGUUGAGUCCUUCCACCAGAGAGGAUAUGAUACAAUACUUGAACUUUUGUGCAUCAAAAAAACUUAAAAGAUGAGUGCUGAAGAUGAAAAACGAGUUGUAGCCUUGAUUGACAUGGACUGUUUUUAUGUUCAAGUGGAAGAGAGAGAAAAUCCUGGCAACAAAGGAAAACCUGCCUGUGUGGUGCAGUAUAAAAAAUGGAAAGGGGGUGGUAUUAUUUCGGUAAAUUAUGAAGCUAGAGCGCAAGGAGUAACUAAGCAGAUGAGAGGAGAUGAAGCCAGGGAAAAAUGUCCAGAUUGCAUUCUUUACAGAGUACCUGAACAGCGAGGAAAAGCUGAUCUCACAAGGUACAGGGAUGGAGGAAAAGAAGUCAUUGAUGUGAUGUGCAGCUUUGGUGUCGUCGUAGAGCGCGCCAGUAUUGAUGAAGCAUACAUAGACAUGACCGCGGUUAUAGAUAAAAUGCUUUCAGAUUCCACAGCCACUGCGAUCGAUCUUGAAGAGCUUCCAAACACUUACUUUGUUGGAUGGGGGAACGACACAGAUGAUGUAAAAGGUGUACACGGGUGGUUGCAAGCGUUAUCGGAAGGAAAUUGCAACGAUAAUGACUGGAAAUUAACAUAUGGUGCUAUUUUGGUUGAAAAGAUGCGCGCUGCUGUUUAUGAAAAAACCGGAUUUCGUUGUUCUGCUGGGAUUUCCAACAAUAAAAUGUUGGCGAAACUAGCUUGUGGCAUCAACAAGCCCAACAAGCAAACCGUUUUGCCUUUUCGUUCCGUUGAGGAAUUUUUUACGACGUUUCCUUUAAAGAAAGUUAGAAAUCUUGGUGGUAAACUUGGUCUUGUUCUACGAGAAGAGUUCCAUUGUACUACUAUGGCAGAUAUCGUAAAAAUUCCCGAGCGGGUCUUGCAGGAACGUUUUGAUAGUAAGACGGGCACGUGGCUUUACUGGUACGCCCGAGGAGUGGAUCAUGAGUCGGUCAGCUCCCGCAGACUGCCCAAGUCCAUAGGCUGUAAUAAAAAUUUCACUGGUUUAGCUGCACUAGAUUCUCGGGAGAAAAUAAGCCAUUGGCUAGAAGAGUUAUGUGCUGAAGUUUCUGAGCGACUCGAGAAAGACCGGGAAACGAAUAAUAGAACGGCAAAACUAUUAACUCUGACGGUUCGAUUAGAAGGCGAUAUACGACCGUACUCUUAUACUCGUUCAAUUCCUCUGACUUCUUCAUACGAAAAAAUGCACAUGGCAAACGCUUGCUUGGCAGUUAUUAGUAAAGAAAAUCCUUGUUUCAAACAAGGCAACACUAGAGUUCCAGUGGUUGUUACCUGCCUUGGAGUUUCAGCUAGCAAGUUUGUUGAUCAACUGGAAAAUAAUUCCAGGAUCGAUCGCUUUUUUGUCACUAAAAAUAGUGCUGAAACCAACAAGGAAAAAGAACCCUAUGCAGAACAGGAAGCAUUGCAUGAAAACGAUGAUCUAAACGAAAACAGUACUGAUCAGGAGGAUGAAGAAAAUGAAUUUGUAGAAACUGAAAGAAUCUUGGAUAUUGAAGAAGAAAGUAUUACGGCACCAGAACCAAAUACAGCCGACUCUGCUUCAGAGUGCACUGAAGCAGAGCCUGUAUCAGUCCACAGAGAAAUGAGUUCAAUGCCUAUUUCCAAUCAAGAUAACUGUGGAAUAGUGAAAAAAACUGGGUUUUUUGCUUCUCGUUGCCUUGACAAAAACACUCCAAUACAAUCAGCUAAAGAAUCUGUUCCUGAAGCAGCAGCCCUGAAAAUGGUGGGUCUUCAAGAGUCAUUCUCCGUUGAAGAACUAUUUCCAGAUUUAAAUCAAGUUGAUAUGGAUACCCUAGCUCUACUCCCGCUUCAUCUACAGCGCCAAGUUUUACAAGCAAUCGAGGCUAGGAAAGGUAGUUAUGGAAAUGAUAAAUUCGUUGUAUGUGACAAGUGCAAACAACAAUUUCUCCGAGAAGAAAUCGAAGAACACAAAGAUUUCCAUUUGGCGUCCGAAUUGCAAAAGGAAUUUUCUGCCCAGCCUUCUACUUCUUCAUUGGCCAACAAUUCAAAAGUCCAGACAGCCGAGAAAAAAUCGUCGAAGAGGCCGUUGAAGAACCAGAAGAAGGCAGCCAAGGAUACCAAGCGCUCAAGGACGAUAGAUUCUUUUUUUGGAAGCCAGUCGUAGUAAAAAAAAUGUAAGUUCAAUUUAUCAACCAACAUGUACUAAAAACCCGUCAAAAUGAUUAGCAAUAUUCUGGCGAUUGUAGUAAAAAUAUUGUUUUUUUUUUAUGUAAUUUUGUGUGAACCAACCGGUGGUGAGUCAAGUGAAGAAUGCGGAUUCGGAUUCGCCAGAAUUCGUCUCUCUGAUUGGUCGGAUUCAUGAAAACCUUCUAAAAACCCUCUACCGGCAAUCCGUUCGAACUAAAUUUCCCGUGUAAGCUUAUGGGAGACGGAUUCUUCAGUUGACUCACCCCGGGAGGGUGGAGGAUAUUAUUGAAUAUUGACAGAAUUGUUUCCAAUUUUUAUUCAAAUAAAAAUAUUGAUGAAUUUGUAA
Daphnia pulicaria is the source of this 2978-nucleotide messenger RNA. It is a transcript of the gene DNApol-eta, whose product is annotated as DNA polymerase eta-like. The record is from RefSeq and is a predicted model, not a curated record. Gene Ontology annotation, biological process: response to radiation; error-prone translesion synthesis. Gene Ontology annotation, molecular function: DNA-directed DNA polymerase activity; damaged DNA binding. The coding region runs from base 516 to 2609 and encodes 697 amino acids. Gene Ontology annotation, cellular component: nucleus; replication fork; site of double-strand break. Lineage: Eukaryota; Metazoa; Arthropoda; Branchiopoda; Diplostraca; Daphniidae. The transcript is spliced from 7 exons.